This is a messenger RNA of Ceratina calcarata, 789 nucleotides long. Its product is annotated as vascular endothelial growth factor A-A. Gene Ontology annotation, cellular component: membrane. Bases 18 to 422 code for a protein of 134 amino acids. The record is from RefSeq and is a predicted model, not a curated record. Gene Ontology annotation, biological process: hemocyte migration. NCBI's taxonomy places the organism in Eukaryota, Metazoa, Arthropoda, Insecta, Hymenoptera, Apidae. The transcript has 2 exons. Gene Ontology annotation, molecular function: growth factor activity.
AACAUCUUGUAAAAAAGAUGAAGAAGCUCGUUUUUCUCUUAUUUUCUAUCCAUCUUGCCUUUGCCGUAAUUGGCAGACAUCACAGAGACAGUAGUUUCUUGAAUCAUGUGCAACUGGUACACGAGUUUCGAUGCUCUGCGCCACAGCCAAGAGCCGUGCCAGUAGAAGAACUUUUAACUGUUGGCCCCAGCCCGGACGAAGUUUUUUACCCUGCCUCUACCGUUCUAAUGCGUUGCAACGGAGCUGGAUGUUGUCCGGAUCCUAAGCAAAUUUGCGCACCGAUCGAGACCAGAAACGUCAGUCUCGUCUUUAUGGUGAAACACACGAUCGAUCGACAACGUGACAGGCAUCAUGAAGUAGUGCACGCCUUGGAACACACGAAAUGUGGGUGCGUUGACAAGAAAAUGAUUAAGUUCGAUUGAUUAAAACAUUUGUCUUAAGACAAGCGACGAGGCAUUGAACAAAGUGUUUGUUGUUAAGAGAAUAUAUUACGUAGUUGCUUAGUUCCUAAUUAGAAAGAUGGGAAUGUACCAAAAUUACUUUUUACAAUUGCGUAAUUAUAUGACAUAGUUAUAGAAUAGAUAUGUAAGUUCCUCUAUUUAAUCAUUCUUCAGAAUUAGCGACUGUGAUAUUUUUUUAUUAUAACGUAAUACAGAGCACUGCACGUUUUUCUUUUUUGUAUUGAAUUAAUAAAUGUUUUCAGAUAAAUUAUCUAUUUCAACCGCAUGUUUUAUUUCGUUACGAGCUCCCUACGAACAAAUAGCUUUCUACCGGCUUCGAUCAAACAAA